Lagopus leucura (white-tailed ptarmigan) is the source of this 1994-nucleotide messenger RNA. It is a transcript of the gene RBPMS2, whose product is annotated as RNA binding protein, mRNA processing factor 2. The coding region runs from base 190 to 792 and encodes 200 amino acids. The record is from RefSeq and is a predicted model, not a curated record. The transcript is spliced from 8 exons. Gene Ontology annotation, molecular function: protein homodimerization activity; mRNA binding. Gene Ontology annotation, biological process: negative regulation of smooth muscle cell differentiation. Lineage: Eukaryota; Metazoa; Chordata; Aves; Galliformes; Phasianidae.
GCAGCUGCGGCUCGUUGCGCUCCGCUCCGCCCGGUUCUUAACGGCGGAGCCGAACCCCCCUCCCGGGACACCGCAUGUGAGCCGGGAGGGCAGCUCCGCACCGCGCACCGGCACCGCACGGCACCCGCUCCCCGCUCGGAGCUGCUGUUUCACUCGCCUUCCCACCACCACCCCCCUCGGCCCCCCACCAUGAGUAACCUCAAUAAGGACACCGAGCACACCAACGGCGGAGGAAACGUCGAGGAGGAGGUACGGACGCUGUUUGUCAGUGGCCUUCCUGUGGACAUCAAACCCAGAGAGCUCUACCUACUCUUCCGACCAUUCAAGGGUUAUGAAGGGUCACUGAUCAAGCUAACAUCGAAGCAGCCGGUUGGUUUUGUGACCUUUGACAGCCGAGCUGGUGCUGAAGCAGCAAAGAAUGCCUUAAAUGGCAUCCGCUUUGACCCAGAGAACCCUCAGACCUUGCGGUUAGAGUUUGCUAAAGCCAACACAAAGAUGGCCAAGAGCAAGCUGAUGGCCACACCAAACCCCACCAAUAUCCACCCUGCCCUGGGAGCACACUUCAUUGCACGGGACCCCUAUGACCUGACUGGAGCGGCUCUAAUCCCGGCAUCCCCAGAAGCAUGGGCUCCCUACCCACUGUACACCACGGAGCUCACCCCUGCCAUCCCCCAUGCCGCCUUCACGUACCCAGCGGCUGCUGCUGCGGCUGCUGCUCUUCACGCUCAGAUGCGCUGGUAUCCUCCUUCUGAAGCUACCCAGCAAGGAUGGAAGUCUCGUCAGUUUUGUUAGUUUGUUACAUCUCUCCUGGGCUCCUGUUCCUCCUCCCUGCCUCUCCAUGGAGGGACGUGCCAGGGAUGAUGGCUCCCACCUCUUGCUUUGGUUUGCGGCCAGCGGACGAAGCGCCCGGCCCCGGCGCGUCCCCCUCCGGACUGUGAAGCCGCCGCACGCCACCUCCAUCCCUCCGUCCCUCCAUCCGUCUGUCCAUGCUGAGCUUCACCACCGGGCUGCGCCGACACCCGGCGAGGGCUCGGUCCUGAGCUCGGCUGAAGGAAACGAAAGGCAAAUCGGGUUUUGCAUGUUUUCUGGCAUGAAUUAAAACACUUAACUUGUGUAUGUGUGAGUGUAAGUUUGUUUGUUCUAGCGUUUGUGUAACCGUUAGCAACAGGUCCUACGGACUGAUCCAUCGAGGUUUUCAUCUUGCGUCGGUGAAGACUUGGCUCUGAGAAACACGAACUGUCCUUGCCUCACCCCUUCCCCACCUCCGCCCUCCCCCUUCCCAGUACGACCAGAAGAAUUUGAAAAAUGUUUUUUUUUUUUUUUUUCCCUUUUUUUUUUUUUUUUUUUCCCCUUUCCUCCAAGUACGAUGCACUGGGUUUCUGUUCUCAUCCAUCCUCCGGUUUUAAAAUCAGGGUUAUUAUAUUAUUAUUUUUUUUUUUUUUUCAGACUUCUAUAUAUAGAAAGGCUGUAAGCUAUCUAACCUCUUUUAUUUUUCUUCCCCUUUUUUUCCACAUCCUUCUGAUUGGAGAGCAUCCAGUCCUGCCAAAUAAUCAGCCGUCCUUAUGGGAAUACCGAACAAAAAAAAAAAAGUACGAGUAUUUUUGUACCAUGUGUAAUAAGGAAAUAUUUAUGCAUCAUAAAGAAUUUCUUGUGUGUUUGUGUGCAAUUAAUUAUUAUUAUUAUUAUUAAAAGAGAAAUUGUAAUCCUGUAAGAUAAGUUAAUGUUUAGUUAAAAGCUUGAAAAGAGAAGGGUUGUCUUCUGUACUAAUGAUUCAGUUAGGCAUCGUAAAUGAGAAAUUGUGCAAUUUUUGUUUUAGCAUCUUAUUGCUUGGUAUUGAAGUGCUUUAAGUAUUAUAUGACCAUGGCUGUCUCGCUUGUAUUAAAAGAUUUGAGAAUAAGUUGCUCUAUACUUGCUGAUCCUAUGAGAAUGUGAAACUGGAUAAUAUAUGAAAUGCAACAAAAGAAAAAAAUAUAUAUACCCAGAGGCUGCUGUGA